AAAUUUUUAUUUAUUGGGUUGCAUAGUGUUCCUAAUUUAUUUUUUUCCUUUCUUACAGAAAUACCAUUCCCGAACACGACACUUUAAAAAUACAAAUGUCGAUCGACGGGCUUCCCCUAUUUAAGAGUUCCACUAAGCAAUUGUGGCCAAUUCUAAUAUGGGUGGAAAGUUUGCCUGAGGCUCCGGUAAUGCUUGUCGGGCUUUUUUGCGGACAAACUAAACCGGGGCUGGUGGAAGAGUUCUUAGGCCCACUAGUGGAGGACUUUAAUAGACUCCAAGAAACAGGCUUGCGGUUCGGCGACAAAGUGGUACGCUUAUUACCAAGCGCAUUUGUCGCCGAUUCUCCAGCGCGGGCAUUUGCUAAAGGUACAGUUUACUUUAAUGCAGCGCAUGGGUGCUUAAAGUGUACCUGUGUAGGGGUACACCUCAACUCGGAGCACAAAAUGAUUUUUGAAUCCGUGGACGCCGAACUGCGUACGGACGACGGCUUUAAACAACGAGUAGACAAAGACCACCACAAACCAUGGCGAUCACCAUUAGAAAAGCUCAAAAAUUUUAAUAUGAUCGACGGUGUUCCCUACGAAGGUCUCCAUCAGUUUGAUCGCGGGGUGACCCUAAAGCUUGUUCUAGGGUUAUACGAGGGAAUUUUUGAAAAUUUUGACAAGUGGUCACCCCGACAAAAGGAAGCCGUGAAUACUUUUUUGAUAAAGACACGGCUUCCUUCGGAAGUGAAUCGCCCUAUGCGAUCCUUCCGCUAUCGCCAUUUUUGGAAGGCCACCGAAUUUCGGUCCUUCCUUCUUCAUAUUAGUAUUGCGGUCUUGAAGGAUUUUAUGUCUUUUGAUGCAUUCAAUCACUUCUUGUGCUACUUUUGCAGUGUGACGAUUUUUAAUUCAACGGCACACAAGCAUCUUUGGCCUCUUGCGGAAAAGUUCUUAUACAACUUUGUAAAGAACUUUCCGCAGUAUUAUGGUCGAGCCCAUAUGAUCAGCAACGUCCACAAUCUCCUGCACGUGUCAGGAGACGUUAACAUGUUUGGAGCGGUUCCUGAAUAUUCCGCAUAUCGGUAUGAGAAUUUUCUUCUAAUUGUACGCCGAUAUGUGAGAUCGGGCACGCAUGUAGUAACACAGGUAGCCGGCCGUAUGCAAGAAAUUGCAUCAGUGCAAGUGGCUACCAAUCGUGUUACUCAAACAUACCCCCGGUUGAAGGUCAAUGGUGCCGGUAUACACGUAACCGCCGAUUUUGUCCUACUGCCAAACUUUAAGGAUCAAUGGUUUUUAACCACCGAUAAUGGCAUUAUAAAAUUUUUAGAAGCGAAGAGGAUUUCUUCGCUGUUGUGCACCGUAAUUGGAAUCCAGUAUGAAAUCUGGACGGAACAGUUUAGUGCGUCGGUAGACGGUGAUCAGUUAUCGUCUACCGACCUACACAUCUAUAAGAUAGAUGAAAAUGGUCAGUCCAGGUCGGUGGAAAUACCACAUUAUGCGAUCAAGUGCAAAUUUGUUGCACUUCGCCUACCCUCUACUUCCUUUAAACAUCUUGAUCCGCAACUAUCUUCCAGUCUAAUCUCCUUAACUCCCCUCUUCCAUACUUUUCAAUAAACUUACUGUAUCAAUUAACAUAUUUCAUGUAACCCGUCACUAACUGUCCUGUUUUCUGAUUAACAUUUUUAUUAAUUUAUUAUUGCCUAUAUUUUAAGUUCUAUUCCUUUUUUAAUUUAUAUGAUCGCAUACGAUGUGUUUCAAUCACUAUACUGGAUCUUUGUUGCCCGAUUUAACGUGGGCCGACCACUUUUACCGCUUUGUGCAUUAUAAAGCUCACAAUGGUCAUUUGUUAAGGUUUUUUUUUAAUAACAUGGUUAGGCUAGAUUAGUAUAUUAACACGGUUAGGUUAAGUAGUAUAUUAGAUAGUAUUAGAAUAGCAGAUUUUUUAUGGGGAGCCAAUGACCAUUGUUGGUACAUAGCUUUAUGUUUGCGAUGCGGGGCCCCAUGCACUGUAAUGCCCGCGUUUCCGCAAGUCUUGUACUAGUGAGGUGUUGAGAUCUCUAAUUAAGAGCUACUGUGUCCUCGUGAUCAUGGAAGCAGGAUUUUUAUGGUAGGAUAUGAGUGAUGGUUGUUUUAAUUCUUUAAUUGUUUAUUUUUUUUUUGUCUAUUUGGAUUCUACCCAUUUCGACUAACAAACUAAUACACUAACAUGCUCUGCAAAGGGAUGGGAUCCGAAGCCCCUUUGAGGGAUAAUAGAGGCUCUCCCAUUCAACUCCUAUUCCGACACGUCCUUGUCGUGCAGAGUGUUAACAUGUGCCAGCCAAGCUACGAUACACGGACUAGUUUGCAACUACUCGGGCGGAAUGUGGCACAUGGCAAAUCGGAAAGGGGAUUGUAAAGGAAAGUAAUUGGGAUGUUUCAAUGCCUGGCGAGAUAAAAUAAAUUAACACAGGGAUACAUUAACAUUAAACAAGGUGCAAGAGACAUUUUUUUAUAAGAAAGGGAAUUAUUAUUAAACAGUUUAAAUAUGCUCGUGGGGUUCAUUUUUAUGUUCCAGGAAACUUUUUUAACAUGAAGUAUAACGACAGUAGAGGAAGGAUGGAUCGAUAACGAGUACUGUAAGUUAAUGUUUAUAAUUAAAGUCAAAGGACUUGCGUGGAACAAAUUGAU
Messenger RNA from Anopheles gambiae (African malaria mosquito), 2648 nucleotides. RefSeq lists its product as uncharacterized. The record is from RefSeq and is a predicted model, not a curated record. NCBI's taxonomy places the organism in Eukaryota, Metazoa, Arthropoda, Insecta, Diptera, Culicidae. The coding region runs from base 96 to 1595 and encodes 499 amino acids. The transcript has 2 exons.